AGUAACACGCAAAUUAAUCAAUCAUAUUUUCUGUCUUUUUUUUCAAUUAUGCUUUCACUUACGGCUUCACUAAAAAAUAAAUAUAUUCCAAUCCAAUAUCAAAUUAUUGAACGAAAAGAAGCGAAAGUUUUUGAACUGCAUGGAGAAAAGAUAUAUGAUUACUUUUAUUGGCUUAAAGACGACUCUAAACGAAAGGACCGAAUUUUAAAAAUCGAAGAAUACACACUGGAAAAAUACAUAAAUCAGAAUAAACCUAAUAAUAAUUGGCAAAAAAUCCGAAAACUAUUCAACAAGUCAUUGGACUAUGAACUCUGUUAUGAUGUUCAAUAUGUCAAUUGGUUUAUUUUUUAUAAAUAUUUGGAUUUUUCAAAAUCAAUCUAUCAACCCAUUUUCAAAAGAGUGAAAUCAAUAAAUGAUAAGCAUCCGCACAUUGUUUUUGAUUCAAAUAACAUUGAAAAUGGAUCAGUGGUUGAGCAUGAAUAUUCACCCGAUGGAAAAUACUGUGCCUUUGGCAUAGACGAAGGCAAACCGCAUUCAUGUAAUAUCACAGUUGUUGAUGUAGAAUCGGGAAAACCUUAUGGCAAGCGUUUACAUCUCAGAAAAUUAAAAAAGGUCGCUUGGAGUGGUGAUAGCCGAGGAUUUUUUGUUUUUUAUGAUCCAGACGAAAGCAAUUGUCCAUGUCUUUAUUAUCAUUUUAUAGAUGAGCACAUACACGAUAUAUUUAUUGCAAAGAUCCCCAGAGGAGAGUUUCAUAAAGUAUCUUUUGAAGUCAGUAAUGAUAAAAAAUAUUUGAUUUUAUGCAACAAUCAAGCGGUGUUUAUAGCGAAUAUUGAAUCUUUAUGUGAAACCAUCGAACUUAAGCCAAUCUUCAAACUUUCACCAGAUGUAUUUUAUGAAUACGUUGGAAAUGAAGGAGAAUAUUUUACAUUUCUUACAAAUGAUAAAGCACCGAAACAUCAUAUUAUUGAAAUCGAAAUCGGAAGCAAAAAUCCUGACAAACAUUUUGAAGUAAUUGUUGCUGAGAAUUUGGAUAAUCAUGGUGUCCUAACGUCUGCUUUCAAGUAUUCGGCUUAUUUGUUUUUAGUCUACAUCGAAAACGUGCAGAAUACGAUGUAUUUAUUUUACUUAAGCAAAAACAUGCGUCGCAUAGAGUAUAAAAUACAAUUGGAGAAUGAACAAUUUCUAUCAAUGAAAAUCGAUAAAGUUGGAUUUUUCUUUGAGACCCAAUCAUUUAAAGUGCAGAGAACAGUUUACCGAAUUGAUUUUAAUCAACUUCAAUACCGUCCGCCAGAUGCAAAAACCUAUUCAAUUGUAAAACCGAUUAUUUGGAAACAACCCGCGUCAAAUUUAGGUGAAAUACAACUCAAAAUACGACAAGAUUCAUUUAUAAGUUUCGAUGGAAUCAGCGUGCCAAUGACAAUAAUUGAAAAAAAUACGAAUGAUUUAAAAAAGCCAUGUUUGGUAUUUGCUUACGGUGGAUUUGGUUGUGCCAUGCUUCCAUUUUUCAAGCUAUUCUUGCUUCUUUUCGAGGAGAUAUUCAAUGGCAUUAUUGUCGUGUUUCAUAUUCGUGGAGGUGGUGAUCUCGGUGAUGACUGGCUACUCAAACCAUGGGAGGCGGAAAAAAGUUUUGACGAUUUAAUUGCAGGGGUUGAACAUUUGAAAGGACGAAAGUACGCUAAUAUCAUUGAUGCAAAUAAAAUAGCGUAUUAUGGUGUGUCGCAUGGUGGUUUGACCGGCGCCGUUGUUAUGAAUAGAAAACGAAAUCUUUUCAGAUCUGUUAUUAUUCAAAAUGCCAAUUUGGAUUUAAUUAAUGAUCUACCUUGUAAAGGAUGUAUUUGGGCAAAACAGUAUGAACUUUAUCCAGUGACAUUGGUCGUAGCAAGCAAAAAUGAUGAAACCGUUGCUAUGGAAAAUAGCUUGAAAUAUGUGGCUCUAAGACGCGAAAUGGAUGGAAACAACGUAUUUCAGACUGAUAAACCAACUUUAUUGAAAACAAUUCAUAGUGGCGGUCAUCAUUAUGAAACGGCCGAAAAAUCGGAAUUCAUUGAUACUGUAUUUGUUGAAUUGAAAUUCAUAGCGGAAUCGAUGGAGUUGCAAUUUGAUAGAAAAUAUUAUUGUGAUGAUUCGUAA
Contarinia nasturtii (swede midge) is the source of this 2130-nucleotide messenger RNA. RefSeq names its product prolyl endopeptidase-like. NCBI's taxonomy places the organism in Eukaryota, Metazoa, Arthropoda, Insecta, Diptera, Cecidomyiidae. The transcript has 12 exons. Gene Ontology annotation, cellular component: cytosol. Gene Ontology annotation, molecular function: serine-type endopeptidase activity; oligopeptidase activity. Gene Ontology annotation, biological process: proteolysis. Bases 49 to 2130 code for a protein of 693 amino acids. The record is from RefSeq and is a predicted model, not a curated record.